Messenger RNA from Varanus komodoensis (Komodo dragon), 902 nucleotides. It is a transcript of the gene MRPS23, whose product is annotated as mitochondrial ribosomal protein S23. Gene Ontology annotation, biological process: translation. Bases 86 to 658 code for a protein of 190 amino acids. Gene Ontology annotation, molecular function: structural constituent of ribosome. NCBI's taxonomy places the organism in Eukaryota, Metazoa, Chordata, Lepidosauria, Squamata, Varanidae. Gene Ontology annotation, cellular component: ribosome; mitochondrion. The transcript is spliced from 5 exons. The record is from RefSeq and is a predicted model, not a curated record.
CUUCAUCCUUCCGUUUCCGGGUUGCUCGGGUUGCUAGGUUCUGUGCUGGGUUGCUAGGAGAGGCCUGGUGGAGGGCGAAGGCGCCAUGGCCGGGAGCAGGUUGGAGAAGCUCGGCACCAUCUUCACCCGGAUGCGGAACUUGCUACGCUCUGGGCUGGUACCUGAAUCCAAGAAACCUAUCUGGUACGAUGUUUACGCAGCUUUUCCUCCAUUGAGGGAUCCAAUUUAUCGGAAUCCUAAUGUACGGAUAAUAAAAAUUGAAGACAAAGUUCCUGCUAUCCUGUACCCAGAGGAUGAAAUCAGAGCGAAAUUUUAUGAAACUUACGGAAACACUCCAAGACCGUUUGAACUCUCCAGAUUAAACUUUAAAUCCACCUGCCAAAGGUUUGUUGAGAAAUACUAUGAACUGCAGAAGCAAGGGAAAGUGAGCGAAGACAGACUGUUUGAAGAAACAGGGAAAGCGCUCCUGGCAGAAGGGCUUCUUUUACGAAGAAGAGCGACAGGACCUGUAACAAAAAGGGCUCAUCCAGAAGCCCAGCCCCUGAACCCUGCGUUGCAAAUGAAGUUCCACGGGAUCCUGGAGGAGAUGGUUGACCCUGUGCCAGAAGAGAAGUCCAGUCCCAUAGGAGAGACAAAUGAAGGACCCUUGCCAUCCUAAAGACUGUGCAUUACUCAGCCUUCGUUUUAAAGCACUGAAUGCCUAGUCCAUGGCUUGUCACCCUCUGAACUGAGAGAUGCUUGCAAAAAACAAAACAUUGCCAACACCGUCCAUCUCGUAUUUCCUACUUGUCGUGGAAGGAUUGAGAACUAUACACUCAGGCAUGCUUUGGCUUGGAGGCAGUUCUACACACUGAAGUACAUGUUAAUAGUGAUGCAUCCAAGAAUUAAAAACUUCCUUCAGA